Messenger RNA from Aspergillus calidoustus, 891 nucleotides. The record is from the annotation of a GenBank genome assembly. NCBI's taxonomy places the organism in Eukaryota, Fungi, Ascomycota, Eurotiomycetes, Eurotiales, Aspergillaceae.
AUGAUCCCUACUGCCAUAACCGAGUCUGUCCCAAACAAGUCUCCUAUUGUCGCCAAGGAUAUGCACCUGCCAGCCUCGGACGUAACACCCCUGGAGGCGACAGGCCAUAACAACGUUGCUCUCCCAAGCAUCCCGGAAUUCGAGUCCUUUGAAGCCCACCGGCAAUGGCAACUGGAACAUAUGGUCAGCUCGUUCCAUGUCUUCGCUCGGGAAGGAUAUGCAGAAGGAAUCAGCGGUCACAUCAGCGUUCGAGACCCCGAAUUCGAAGAUCGAUUCUGGAUCAACCCUCUUGCCGUGCAUUUUGGCAUGAUGCAAGUGAGUGACUUGAUCUGCAUCGACAUGAAGGGAAACGUUGUUGGCGGAAACACGUCUGUUCCGGCAAAUGCCGCUGGGGUGUCCAUCCACACAGCCUGCCAUCUAGCCCGACCGGAUGUUCAUGCCAUCUGCCAUACUCACUCGCCGUAUGGACGGGCCUGGUCUGCAUUUGCACGCCCGCUGGAGAUGCUUAACCAGGACGCAUGCUAUCUGUAUAAUGCACAUUCCAUAUACGAGACCUUCGGCGGAAUUGCCUUGUCAGCGGAUGAAGGGAAACAAAUCGCAGCAGCUCUAGGCCCCAACAACAAAGCCUGCAUUUUACGAAACCAUGGUCUGCUGACUGUUGGCAGCACUGUCGAUGAGGCGGCAUAUCUCUUUAUCUGCAUGGAGCGGAGUUGCAAAGAGCAGCUGCUUGUUGAGGCAGCCGCAGCGAAUGGAAUUGCUAAGCAAUAUAUUGAGGACAGGGAGGCAGCGUAUACAUUUCGUAUGGCAAGUGGCCCCCAAACACUCUAUUGGGAAUUCCAACCGCAUCUGAAGUAUGAAAGGUAUUGUAGGGGAGAUCACCUCGGGUAUUGA